AUGCGCCCCACGUCCUUUGGCAUCGCCCUCGCCCUCAUCACCGCCGUUUCGGCUAGCGGUCUCGCUGGUCGACACGAGGGACACGACCAUGGCGACACGAGCAUGUCGAUGUCGUCGAAUGGGACAGCGGCGAGCUCUACUUCGAGCAUCCCCAGCUCAGCCUCAGCCUCCGCCACCUCCUCCAUAUCCGCCGCUGGCGCUGCCGCCGCAUCCUCCGGAGCCGCCUCCCUCCACAUCACCCGCCCAGGCGCGCUCACCGGAGCUUUGGCGAUCGUGGACUAUGACGGUACGAUGAAGGGCUAA
Dioszegia hungarica is the source of this 303-nucleotide messenger RNA. RefSeq lists its product as uncharacterized. The record is from RefSeq and is a predicted model, not a curated record. Bases 1 to 303 code for a protein of 100 amino acids. The transcript is spliced from 3 exons. Lineage: Eukaryota; Fungi; Basidiomycota; Tremellomycetes; Tremellales; Bulleribasidiaceae.